UACCAAUGUUUUGACGUAUGACAGUUGGCGAAAACCGCGUGUUCUUUCUUUCCGUUCCCGUCAGUUCACAAAAAUGGCAACCACAAUUUCUAAAAAGCGAAAAUUUGUCGGAGACGGCGUUUUCAAAGCCGAACUCAACGAGUUCCUCACCAGAGAAUUGUCCGAAGAUGGAUACUCCGGUGUCGAGGUACGUGUCACCCCAACCCGUACCGAAAUUAUCAUUAUGGCCACCCGAACAGACCGUGUUCUGGGUGAGAAAAACAGGCGUAUCAGGGAACUGACUUCCGUCGUACAGAAGAGAUUCAAUUUCCCCGAAAAUUCCGUAGUUUUGUACGGAGAAAAAGUAGCCAACAGGGGUUUGUGUGCUAUUGCCCAGGCCGAGUCUUUGAGGUUCAAGCUUAUCGGAGGUUUGGCUGUACGAAGAGCAUGUUAUGGUGUACUUAGGUACAUUAUGGAAUGUGGCGCUAAAGGAUGUGAAGUAGUUGUAUCCGGCAAAUUGAGAGGACAGCGUGCCAAGUCUAUGAAGUUUGUUGAUGGACUUAUGAUUCAUUCCGGAGAUCCAUGCAAUGAUUAUGUAGAUACAGCUACCCGACACGUCUUACUUAGACAAGGUGUUUUAGGAAUUAAGGUUAAAAUUAUGUUACCAUAUGAUCCUACUGGUAAAAUGGGCCCCAAGAAGCCUCUGCCUGACAAUGUAUCGGUGGUUGAACCCAAGGAGGAGAAAAUUCCAGACUUCCCAUCAUCUGAAAUUAAGCCUGUAAAACCUGAGCAACCUCAAAUUCCUGUUGGCGUUUAAGUGGUUUUUUUUUAUAACUAAGACAAAUCUAUUAAAAAUAAUUUGAAAACCAUA
This is a messenger RNA of Sitophilus oryzae (rice weevil), 850 nucleotides long. It is a transcript of the gene RpS3, whose product is annotated as 40S ribosomal protein S3-A. The transcript is spliced from 3 exons. Gene Ontology annotation, molecular function: RNA binding; structural constituent of ribosome. Bases 74 to 796 code for a protein of 240 amino acids. The record is from RefSeq and is a predicted model, not a curated record. NCBI's taxonomy places the organism in Eukaryota, Metazoa, Arthropoda, Insecta, Coleoptera, Curculionidae. Gene Ontology annotation, cellular component: nucleus; cytosolic small ribosomal subunit. Gene Ontology annotation, biological process: translation; positive regulation of apoptotic signaling pathway.